AUGGGAAAUAAAUUUUGCAAAAUAGAUUUAUUUUCACAGACGCUCAGAUUUUUUUAUCCUACCAAAUUAAAUCAUGAAAUCUUUUGCAGACACUCAUUAGAAAGGGUAAUUCUUAGAAUUGAUAGAGGUUUUACAGGUGGAGUUGAUUUUCUAAUAGCUACAGCAAUGGGUGCUGGUGAGUAAGGAUUUGGUUCUGUGGCAAUGGUUGCCACUUGAUGUGUUAAAGCUUGCAUUUGCCACACAAAUAACUGUUCAGUUGUUGUUGUCAGUCAGCAAGAAGAACUUCGAGCACAGAUUCCUGGUGUGUCUGGUGACCUUGUUAAUUUCUUAUAUGUUGCAGAGGAGGGGCAUGGUAUCUUAGCACAAUUGGGUAAUGAGAAGUUGGAUGAUAUGAUUGGACAAACAGAUUUAUUAGAACCACCAGAUAUCUCCGUAGUAAAAACCCAACAUCUUGAUCUGGAUUAUAUCUCAUCGUGUUAAAUUGCCAAAUGUAGCAGUACUGAAAUCAUGAAUCAAAAAGUUCACUCUAAUCAUCCUGUUCUCGAUGAUACUUUACUUUCUGAUCCUGAGGUUUUACUUCUCUAGUUGUGUCAUCUUAUUGUGUAUGAAUGGCUAUGCCUCAACCCCGUGUAUACUGGUGUUGUGUCUAUGUUCGAUGCAUCCAUGCUUUCAACAUGCCCAGAAAUACAAAACACAAAAAGGGGGGGGGGGGAGUAACACUUGAAGCAAAAAUGGAAAUGGUACCACCUUUCACCCGAAAGGUGUAAGAAAUAGUACAAAAUAAAGGGAUCGAAGUAUUGUGGCUUAGGUGUCUUGACUUCCAUGGCCACUUUUAUCUCAGAUAAUUUUAAUUUGAGACUUAAAUCAUAGAAGAAUGGAGGUGGGGAACUGAUAGUGGUCCACAGCUGGGUCAGAAAAGAGAAGAAGGGUAAUUGUAGAAGUCAGUCGCUUUGCAAGAGAGAAAGGGUACUUGAGUAACGAACAAGGAACUCUUAUGAUCUUGAAAACGCAUAAUCACACAUAGCUGUCGGCUCAUGGCAUUAUGUUUUAAUAUCUUUGAAGUGUCCACCUUGAAGGCUAUUAAGUCUAUUUACAAAGAUGUUUUCUUGAUCAUAAAUCUACCUUAAUAACUUAUUAUGAAAAUUUUUUUUUUAAAGAUAUAUUACUGUAUACUUAAUUAAGUAAAAUACAUUCUUCUGUUAAGGUACCAUUUCAAGUCUAUCCUAAAUUCUUAAAAGUUGUCAAGUUAUGUCCAUAUGAUAUCAUACUUGGGCCCUUAUCCUGUGCCAGUAUUUGCACUUCCUUGGUAACAAAUUUGCAGUUUUAGACUCCAAGAAAAUUUUCAAGUUAAGGAUGUCAGUAUAAUCAUAGUUGCAAAGUUUCACGAUAAGACCUGUCCAUUAAUGAUUUGGCCAUGAACUCUAGAAUCAAAUUUGCAUGUGGCUGUUUCUGUUAAUAAUCCUUAUGCUAAGUUGCUAUCUGAAUAAGAAACCCUACUAAGCUCAGGCAUAAGGUUUGUUAAGAGGUCUAGAUGGAAAGUAUUGACAUCUUUCAACAUGCAAUAAACUAGUUUCGAGUUCCGAAAAGACCUUUAGUUUUGACAUGGAAAAACAUAAAAGAUUUUAUCAGACUUUGCCCUAUAACAUAUUCUAAGUGGUACUUUCCUACGUUAGUGAGGUUUCCGAUUUGUUUGGCUUACUCUUAGAGUUUCCCUCUUCACCUAUUAUUAAUUGAUAUUAGGUUGGAUACUAAGAUGGUAUAUGAGCCUAGGUGGUUCUGUAGGUCGUUGGUCUUGUUGUUUGUUGCCCUUAUUUGUUCGUUCACAUGCUAGGCCCCUUUGUUGAGUUGUUAGUAUUUGACCUGCAUGUUAGAUUGUUAAUUGCUAUUAUCAGCUUACCAGACGUUGGUUAAGUCAUGAGUUUAUUGUUUAUUGUAGCCUUUAUGCUCAUAUCAGGCCUUUCCACUUGUUGCCAAUUGGUUUAGGUUGGAUACCACAAUAGGAACUAAAUUGGUUGAUAUAAAUACAAAAUUUCGAAAUAAGGUAACAAAGUGAUAAGAUGGAUUUUGAUAUUUCAAUUACGUUAUGAAGAAUGUGAAUUGAGUUUAAUUUAUUCUGCAACAUCUGUAGUAUGAGUUGCUACUAGUAGCCAGCAUAAAAAGUUUUCUUUAAUUCUUCGCAUAUCUCUGCUGCAAUUGAAAAGGAGAAAGAGGUACACAAGACUGUAUAAAUAUACAAUGUUGACCGUGCUGCUUGCGGUCGUGUAGCAGGUGUGAUUGCAAAGAAAUAUGUGCUGACACUGGAUUUGCAGGGAAGCUUAAUUUAACGUUAGAUCUGAAUUCUGAAUAGCUGAUGUGAGUGCUAAAAUAGUUUUAUUGUUGUCCAUAGAUUUAUUACCUGUAAUGCUGGGCAGUCAUUUGCAUGCUUCCUGACUCCUGGAAUGAAUAUUCAGCUUAUUGGAGAAGCUAAUGAUUUUGGAGGAAAAUUAUUUUUUACUGAAA
Molecule: messenger RNA, 2499 nt
Organism: Gossypium raimondii (Peruvian cotton)
Lineage: Eukaryota; Viridiplantae; Streptophyta; Magnoliopsida; Malvales; Malvaceae
Molecular function (GO): glutamate synthase activity
Source: RefSeq, a predicted model, not a curated record